UAUAAAAGAGGACUCGACUAAUUUUUGGAAAUAGUGGUUUUCACAUUCUUGGCACAUCUCUCUUAACAAUGGGUAACCAACCAUCAGCGAUACAAUUUCAACCUGCAAUAGAUUCCCGCAACGAACAAUUGGAGGCAGCCAACCAUUCUAGAUACCUCGCGGCUGAGGAAGCAAAGUUUAUUCGUGAGAGCGAAGAAGAAGCAGAGUCGGCCCGUGCUAGCGGGCAUACGGCAGCUGCUGAAGAUCUGGAAAAACAGGCAGAUAUCCAUCGUGUCCGAAUGCAUGAACACAACCAAGCGGCUGCCAAGGCCGUCUUCUUCGCCAAUAACCCCUCUAGAGACAGUCAUGUAUUACUACUCCAUGGUUUAUCCACAAACGAAGCUAUACCCCUCGUCCGAAAUCACAUUGCUCGGCUAUACAACAUUGAUUCUAUAAAACAUAUCGUUAUCUUGACAGGACUUGAACGGAUAUCACAAGACAUUAUCCAAAGCUUCUGGCCGGCCGCAGAACGAGCUAUGCGGGAAUUCGAUGUCGAUAUACAAUGCAACAAGCCAAGUGACGGUGUUGUUUAUAUCAAAUUUGGAGACUCUACUGGAGGAGACCCGUCGGAUAGUCUUCUUGGCGAAGACUUUUUACAAACUGAUAUUCCUACGUAAGCAAAGUCCAUUGGAACAGGCAACAUCGUUCCUGAAUUCCAAGUCGGCUGAGGAGUUGGUGAACAAGUGGGGAGGCGUGGCUCUAGGAGCCGCCACUUUGAUAGGCUCGGCAGCUGCGGCGACCAUUAUAUACAACAGAAAACGGGCAGAACAGAAGCGUUCAUAAAUGAAAUAAAAAAGGCCAUCCCCCAAAUUGUUAUUACCAUGUAAUGAAGCCUAGAGUUAUGAAGUCAAGUUGUGCAUUUCUUUUCUUGUAGCUCU
Molecule: messenger RNA, 917 nt
Organism: Umbelopsis ramanniana AG
Lineage: Eukaryota; Fungi; Mucoromycota; Umbelopsidomycetes; Umbelopsidales; Umbelopsidaceae
Exons: 3
Coding region: 69-656 (195 amino acids)
Source: RefSeq, a predicted model, not a curated record